AUGGAUGAUUUCACGAAUUCGUUUUUGCAGAAAUUGAUGCCAAAAAAAUAUUUAAAAGAAAUUAAUGAAGAUGAUAUUCAACAAAAGUACAGGAAGAUUAAUUUAUUCAACACUAUAAAAACUUCAAAAGUAAUUUGCAGCCAAAAACGUCGUGGUUUGCCAACCAAACAAAAAAAAAAGUUGAAGCUCUUGAGUUUAGAUGAGAACGAAAAAAUAUACAACCUAUACAUACCACUACACGAGUUGUGGCUAGACUAUAUGAACACUUUGCUAGAUGGUUGCACAUCUGAUAAAAAAGAGAUGGGAAGAAGAAUUUUGAAGGCUGAUCUUCAUGGCUGUGAGAUUGAAGUAUGCAAAUCUAAAUGCCCUUCUCUGGUUGGCCUAAAAGGUAUCAUAUUGAUUGAAACUAAAAAUACAAUGAACAUCAUAACCAGAUCAAACGAGGUUAAAAAAAUUCCAAAACAUAAUUGUUUAUUUUCCAUAAAAGUGCUGGGAUUCAAAAUAACAAUCUUUGGCAAUAAUUUGCAAUUCAAAGCCAGUGAAAGAUCUACGAAAAGUUUUAAAAAUAAGCCAGCCAUUGAAUUUUGA
Messenger RNA from Helobdella robusta, 588 nucleotides. RefSeq lists its product as hypothetical. Gene Ontology annotation, molecular function: ribonuclease P RNA binding. Lineage: Eukaryota; Metazoa; Annelida; Clitellata; Rhynchobdellida; Glossiphoniidae. Gene Ontology annotation, biological process: tRNA 5'-leader removal; rRNA processing. The record is from RefSeq and is a predicted model, not a curated record. Gene Ontology annotation, cellular component: ribonuclease MRP complex; ribonuclease P complex. The transcript has a single exon. The coding region runs from base 1 to 588 and encodes 195 amino acids.